Messenger RNA from Polychytrium aggregatum, 1508 nucleotides. RefSeq names its product vitamin B6 photo-protection and homoeostasis-domain-containing protein. The transcript has 11 exons. NCBI's taxonomy places the organism in Eukaryota, Fungi, Chytridiomycota, Chytridiomycetes, Polychytriales. The record is from RefSeq and is a predicted model, not a curated record. The coding region runs from base 28 to 1287 and encodes 419 amino acids.
UCCGUCGUCCCCAUUGAUCCUGCGGAUAUGGAGUCCCACCACGGCGACAACCGCCAUGUCCUGGCCGAAUCCGGCGUCUGGGUCGUCAACGCCGGCACGACCUCAUCGCCACUGGCCAGCCUCCAAAAGUCGCUUUGGCGGUUCUCCGCCGUCACUUUUCUUCCAGCAAACUAUCCCCGCUCGGUUUCGGAAGACUACGCCCCAUAUCAGAUAUGCAACAUUCUUCAGAACUUUUGUUCAAAGAUUACUGGCCUCCUGGGCACACAGUCGACCUUCAAGACCUUUGGAGUUGGGGAUGCUACCGCAACUGCCGCCGCCGCCACGAUCACGACCGUGCUCCAGGACGGGAGUGGUAUGCUGGGCCAGAUUCUGUUUACUUACGGAUUCGGCAGCCACAUGGAUGAGCAUAUCAAAGUGUGGAGGUACUCUGCCGACGUCUUCUUCGAUGCCGCCAUCUUCCUGGACAUUCUUGCCCCCAACCUGCCGCGCAAGUACUUUGUCUUCACGGCCUGCUGUGCCUCGGUCCUCCGUGCUAUUUGUGGCGUGACGGCCGGAUCCACAAAGUCCUCGAUCUAUCAGCAUUUUGCCCUGGAGGAAAACCUUGGCGACAUCCAUGCCAAGGAGCAGAGCCAGUCGACACUGAUCAACCUGAUUGCCAUGAUCUUUGGAACGCUGAUCAUCCGCAUGGCACACGAAGAUGCGGCCUGGAUUUGGGGGCUGUUUAUCUUCUUUAGCGUGCUCCACCUGGUCUUCAACUACAUCGGUGUGCGUAGCGUUGUUUUCUCAAACCUCACAGCGGACAGGAUGCAGAUUGUCAUCAAGAGCUAUCUCUCCAGCAAGGGCGCGGAGAUGAUGACUCCCAGCCAGGUCGCCCCUCUCGAGUCGAUCUUGACCCUGCCGUCGAUUCCUGUCGAGAUGGGCAUCUCGCUCGAGCAUCUGGCGACCCAGGCCCGUCUGCAGGCGCCCAAUGAGUCAAGCGACGCCAAGCUGCUUGCGGAGCUUGCUGCAGCCUGGGAGGGAAAAAAGUACAUGGCCGCCCGGACUCCGUCUGGGGUGGCUGUCGCCCUCCACGACGGCUGCGAGGUCAAAGACUGCAUCGAGGCCUUCUUCUGCGGCCUGGCCUGGGUCCAGCUGGAGCUGCCAGAUGCCGUCGCUGCGCGCCAGUACAUCCAGAGCCACUUUGAGCCGUUCUAUCAAAGCCUCGCAACCAAGUGGGAUGUUGACCGGAAGCUCUACUUUAACGACAACGGCUGGCGCUCCAGAUGGAAGCUGACCAAGAAGGACUGAGCUAUGCCACUUGGCUCUUGGCUUUUGGUUCUUGGCUCUUGGCUCUUGGCUCGCCGUUUCCCUGAUCUGAUCGGAUCCAGACUUCAUAGCAAAUACACCUCAUCCAGGGAAGGAACGGAGCCCGAUCUCUCAGGCAGAUCUCCACGGACGAUCUUCCUGGCUGGCUCAGCGAUGUGCCUCACGACCAUGCAAUAUGCCAUCGACGCACGGCCCCGUCCGUC